GCAUAAUCCUGUACUUUGUGAAGAAAAGUAAACAGAUGUAAACAGAAACAGACUAAACAUCAUUAUCAAUUAUUUUUAUAUUGAACACAGUUUUGAAGGAUCGAACAUAUAAAGUUAAUAUCAGUUCAUCUAGAAUAAGCAACGUCAACAACUAGGAAAACACUUACAAAUAAAAGAAUCUUUAAUAAAGUAUAUGAUGAAUUAUCAAUAAUUUAUAACCUUAACAAAUGGAUUAAAAAAGUGAAAGAGAAAAUUAUAAAAUAAUGUUAUUUUUAACAUUAAUCAGUUAUGCAGCUGUUCUAAUACAAAUUGUAUUUAUAACAAUAGCAAUAGCUGCCGGAUUAUAUUAUUUAGCAGAAUUAGUAGAAGAAUAUACUAGUGCAGCGAAGAAAGUCAUAUGGUGGAUGAACACAACAACAUUGGCGUUAUAUGUAUUCUUAUGGAUAUUUGAAAAUUUCCCAAUAUCAAUGAUAGUAUUUGGAAUACUAGCUCACUUAGUCCACUACAUAAUACUAAAAAAUUUCCCAUAUGUGUCGUUUUCGUCACUUGGCUUUUUGGCAGCUGUAGUGUUAAUAAUUAUUAAUCAUUAUCUCGCAUUCAGUUAUUUUGCUGCAGUAUAUCACCCCUUCUUUGAGGUUAUAGCAUACUUUACCUUAUAUUUGUGGUUAGUCCCGUUUGCUCUCUUCGUAUCUUUAUCUGCAAACGAUAAUGUUUUACCUACAACUGCAGAGAGGAUUGAUGGCGACGUAGUGUCAAAUUAUUUCUCUAAAAGAAAUAAGAAAUAUGGACUGUUAUCAUUCUUUAACUACGCUAAAGAAACCCUAUUACCUGUAAGAACAAAAAAGGGAUUUUAAUGUUAUUUAAUUCUCAUCGAGAAAUGUUUUGGUAAAACAUUUUGUACCAAGGGAUAUUAAACUCGUUUUAUGUAGUUUCAAUAUUUUAAAAAAUAAAAUGCGACU
This is a messenger RNA of Anoplophora glabripennis (Asian longhorned beetle), 959 nucleotides long. RefSeq names its product protein TEX261. Lineage: Eukaryota; Metazoa; Arthropoda; Insecta; Coleoptera; Cerambycidae. Gene Ontology annotation, cellular component: COPII-coated ER to Golgi transport vesicle; Golgi membrane; endoplasmic reticulum membrane. Bases 264 to 854 code for a protein of 196 amino acids. Gene Ontology annotation, biological process: endoplasmic reticulum to Golgi vesicle-mediated transport. Gene Ontology annotation, molecular function: COPII receptor activity. The transcript has 5 exons. The record is from RefSeq and is a predicted model, not a curated record.